Messenger RNA from Lutra lutra (Eurasian river otter), 738 nucleotides. It is a transcript of the gene TMEM18, whose product is annotated as transmembrane protein 18. Lineage: Eukaryota; Metazoa; Chordata; Mammalia; Carnivora; Mustelidae. The record is from RefSeq and is a predicted model, not a curated record. The transcript is spliced from 6 exons. Gene Ontology annotation, cellular component: nuclear membrane. The coding region runs from base 92 to 577 and encodes 161 amino acids.
CGAGAGGAGACUCCGGAGGCGUUCCCGGUGUGAUCCGACUCGGGCGGGGACCGCGACACGGCGGUGGUGAGGGUGGGCUUUUCCGGGGACGAUGCCCUCCGCCUUCUCAGUCAGCUCUUUCCCCGUCAGUAUUCCUGCCGUGAUCACGGUUGCCAGAAAGCUUGGAGAAAAUACAAUCGGGGAAUUGGGACGCCUCCGAUCUCCCAAGCCCCGAAGUCAGACAGACUGGACUGAGCCGUGGCUCCUGGGACUGGCCGUCUUCCACGUGCUGUGCCUGCUGCUCACAUGUCUGUCCUCCCAGAGGCACGGACUGCAGGUCGGACACUUCCUGUGCUUGGUGAUUCUGGUGUAUUGUGCUGAGUAUAUCAACGAAGUCGCGGCCAUGAACUGGAGGUUAUUUUCGAAGUACCAGUAUUUUGACUCACGGGGGAUGUUCAUUUCCAUAGUGUUCUCGGUGCCGCUUCUGCUCAACGCCGUGAUCAUCGUGGUGAUGUGGGUCCGGAAGACUUUGGAUGUGAUGACUGACCUGAAAACCCUGCAGGAGAAGAGAAGAGGAAGGAAAAGGAAAGGAGAGUGACGCGGGAGGUCAUGUUGGUUUUCUUGGGGGCACCGGGUUUCCUCCGCAUCGUCGUCGGGGGCCUCCCUGUCGGUGCCCCGCACGUCUGCACGGAGGGUCCACGCCCCAGAGCACACCUUGCUUUGCCCUUUAAAUAAACGUGGCCAACACAGCCGUCCGUG